AUGACUGAAACAUCAAUAUUAUCAUAUAAAAAACCGACUUCAAAUAAGAAUUCUUUUCCGGUGCCGGGAUCUGCACCAUCGACACCAAUAUUGUCUCAUUCUGGAUCACCAGCUCCUCCAACAAUACAACUGCCAGUAUCUAUCGACUCUCCACGAUCAUCAACCCUGACAACAACAAAUGUGGGCGCAUCUACUAGAAAAGUAUCCGCAAGAAGAAAAGCUCUACAAGAUUUUUACCAUCUAAAUAGUAAUCUGGACAAUGCCACAACAGAUGGCAACGACACCACCCACGAAGGAAUUUCAAAAAUAUCGAAUCUAAACGACAUUGACAACUUGAUUAAAACUGCACCAAUUGAAGAAAUUUUGAAAAUAAGAAACGAUUUGAGUGCCAAAUUAAAUUCAUCCAAUCAAACUAAAAAGUCGAUAAUUUAUGACAACUAUUAUGAAUUGAUCAAACUAAGCAACACUUUAUCAGAUUUGUCCACAUCAAAACCAAGAAAGAAAUCCGUCUCAACGGGGUUAAAAAUAUUUGCUGACGAUGAAGACAAUGGAGAGGAUUCUGGGGACAAAAAUUUGACUGAAUUGACAAAAGAGGGAUAUGUUGAUCAAGUUCUUAAAGAAUUAUCUGAAUUUGCUUCUAAAGAGGCCCCAGUUUUCAACGGAACAUUUAACGAUGUACUUGGAAAACUAAAAGAGCAAGACGAAUCGGAUAAUUCCAGCAUGAUUGUAUUGAAUGAUGAUAAACCAACAGAGAAAGAAGAAUCUUCCGAAGAUAUAGAAAAACAGAUAAGUCAUAUUAAUUAUAUAUUGAAUUUGCCAUUAAAGACGAACAUCAAUGACACAGAACGAGAACAAGCAAUUGAAUAUAUCGAUAAAGUUAUCUUAGAUAAUCCUGAUAAUGAAAUUUUAUCAUUACAGUUAGGUAAAAUAAAACACGACAUCACUACAUAA
Molecule: messenger RNA, 951 nt
Organism: Candida albicans SC5314
Lineage: Eukaryota; Fungi; Ascomycota; Pichiomycetes; Serinales; Debaryomycetaceae
Gene: VPS51
Product: Vps51p
Exons: 1
Coding region: 1-951 (316 amino acids)
Source: RefSeq, a predicted model, not a curated record